AUGCCUCCAAAAAGGAAAGAUAGACCCAAAUCUUCUUCCUCGGACGCCUUUUCGCUCGAGGAAAAAAAAAGUAAAGAAGCCAAUCGUUCUACGAGCACAAGCGAAGCAGAGGACGAGGUACUAACACUGCCGUCAAUGGCUGACGAUCUUGGGAAGAAAGUGGACAUGAUAUUAAACAAAUUGCAAAAGCUAGACAAUAUUGAAGCGCGUCUGGAUAAUUUACACAAAUCAAUAGCAUCUCUCCAAGAAUCGUUUGCCUUUUUGGAGAGGGACGUACAGAACCUGAAAGACAAGACGGAAAAAACGUGGACGAAGGUAGACGAUCUUGAAAAGAGUGUUGAGUUCCGUGAGGUGGACAUAAGUGAUAUGCAAAAGAUCUUAAAAAAGUCCAGCAUGAAGCCGAAGAGCUUAAAAUGCAACUCCUAUACCAGGAACAUUACAGUAGAAGGGAGAAUCUUAUGUUUCUUGGAAUCCAGGAAAAUGAUGUGCCGAUCGACACCGAAAGCGAGACAGAGAAUAAUAACGUGGAGAAUACAAAAGAGGUUAUUUAUAAUUUGCUGCAGAAAGAGCUUAGCUUGGAGAAUGCCGUAAGUAGAUUCGAAUUUCAGCGGAUUCAUCGAGUGGGGAAAAGAUCAGGUAAGAAGGCCCGUCCUAUGAUUGCAAGAUUUCUCCGAUAUUCCGAUCGGGAAGAAGUCCUACUACGUGCAAAGACUUCACUCAAAGGGAAAGAUUAUGGUGUUUUUGAGGACAUGCCGAAGGAACUUUAUCAGCUAAGAAAGGCCCAAAUGAAGAAGCUUCAAAACGCAAAACAUAAUGGCAGCACAGCCUAUUUCAGCAGAAAGUAUCCGGACAAAUUAUUCAUUGACGGUAACUACGUUCCUCGAAAUUAA
Molecule: messenger RNA, 890 nt
Organism: Porites lobata
Lineage: Eukaryota; Metazoa; Cnidaria; Anthozoa; Scleractinia; Poritidae
Source: the annotation of a GenBank genome assembly